Molecule: messenger RNA, 813 nt
Organism: Fusarium mangiferae
Lineage: Eukaryota; Fungi; Ascomycota; Sordariomycetes; Hypocreales; Nectriaceae
Exons: 2
Coding region: 1-813 (270 amino acids)
Source: RefSeq, a predicted model, not a curated record
AUGCACCUGAAUUGGGUGUUCCUUUUGGUAGCCUCACUCGCCAGCCUAGCAGCUUGUCAAAGAGGGCCACUCACUUCGCCCCCCCGUGAGCCCGCGAGAUUCGUCCACCCCCCGCCAUUCGGCUUAUUCGAUGACGGGCUUCAAGUUUUCACCAACAACGAUCGCUACAGACACGGUGAGACCAUCAGGGUCAAGCUUUCGGGUGGUUCAACCGUUGCAAACGUGACUGCCGUGCAGGUGAAUCCCGCGGAAGGUAACAUUGGGCCAAAAGCGGACACGCUGCAAUUGACAAAGAAAGCAAAUACCUAUUCCUGGACGGCUCAGUAUGACAUCAACAACUAUCUGAAGAAUGGUGAAGACGCUGUUUACAGGUUCCAAUUCCAAGUAAGGGAAUUGUUCGGAAGGCCAGUAUAUGAAAAGUCCGCAUACUUCAAUGUCAGUAUGCCGGAUAGUUCCAAGAAACACCUCCCCGCGGCUUCAGGAACAACAAGCUUGGUACGAAAAUCACCCACCUCGCAAUCUACCAAAAAGCCCCAACCUGACUCUACAGCCACUGCGAAACCCUCCCGCAAAGACCGCAAAACCCGCAAAAAAGUCAAACCGAGCAAAAAGUCUGGGUUGACAGGUCCUCAGGUGGCAGGCAUCGCCAUCGGCGCUGUGGCUGGCUUUGUCCUCAUGCUGCUCGGUUUCUGCUGGGGGUAUAACUGGAUGAGAGUGGCAAGGCAGCUACAAAAGUCGCACGAGUUUGAGCUCAGAAACAUGGAACGCGAGGUGCGCACCUUGAAGGACACGGUAUCGAAACUCAGCUCUUGA